AUGCUGUAUUCCGAAGGCAAUAAGCUCGUCUUCCGCUACGAUGACCACACACUCUGGAUCGAACCCUGGAAUCACAAUGCGUUCCGUGUACGAGCUACCAAGCUCUCGACAAUGCCAACAGACGACUGGGCGUUAAGUGAGGCACCAAAAGACGUCAGUAGCCAGAUCUCGACCGAGCUUCCCUCUACAGAUUCGAAGGAAGCCAAAGGCGGCGCAACCAUCACAAACGGCAACAUCAAAGCCACCGUCUCCCAUCGUGGCAAAAUCAUCAUCUACAAUAUUGAGAGUGGUCAGAAGCUACUGGAAGAAUACGCACGGCAUCGUAAAGAUGUCUCGGACCCGAAGACUAGUGCUCUAGAGAUCGAAGCUCGCGAGCUCCGUGGCAUCCCUGGCUCGACUGACUUCCAUACUACUCUCCGCCUGGAGUCUGUCGAUCCGGACGAGAAGAUUUAUGGUAUGGGCCAAUAUCAGCAACCGUAUCUCAACCUCAAGGGCACGGAUCUCGAGCUCGCACACCGCAACAGUCAAGCCAGUGUACCAUUCGCCGUGUCAUCUCUGGGCUACGGCUUGCUGUGGAACAACCCAGGGAUUGGCAGAGCAGUGCUGGGUCGCAACGUGAUGAGCUUUGAGAGCUUCUCUUCGAAAGUAAUCGAUUACUGGAUCGUCGCUGGAUCAACGCCAGCCGAGAUCGUCCAGGCGUACGCAGAUGUAAGCGGCCAUGUACCCAUGAUGCCAGACUAUGGUCUAGGGUUCUGGCAAUGCAAGCUACGCUACUGGAAUCAGGAAGAGCUACUCGGAAUCGCGAGGGAGUACAAAAAGCGUGAGGUCCCACUCGACCUCAUCGUCAUCGACUUCUUCCACUGGAAACGGCAAGGCGAAUGGAGCUUCGAUCCAGAAUACUGGCCAGAUCCCGCGGCAAUGGUAAAAGAGCUCAAGGAGAUGAAAGUCGAGCUUAUGGUUUCCGUCUGGCCAACCGUCGAGACAGCUUCAGAAAACUACCAGGAAAUGCUAGAAAAGGGUCUACUGAUUCGCCACGAUCGUGGUGUCAGGGUCGCCAUGCAAUGCGAAGGCGAUAUCACGCACUUUGAUGCCACGAACCCUGAAUCUCGUAAAUUUGUCUGGAGCAAAGCAAAGCAGCAUUACUAUGACCUCGGUAUAAAGGUCUUCUGGCUAGACGAGGCGGAGCCAGAGUAUAGCGUUUAUGACUUCGAUCUCUAUCGAUACCAUGCUGGACCCAAUAUGCAGAUCGGGAACAUAUUCCCGAAGGAGUAUGCACGCGCAUUCUACGAAGGUAUGGAAGCUGAGGGUCAGAAGAACAUCGUCAACCUCCUGAGAUGCGCAUGGGCUGGGUCGCAGAAGUACGGUGCACUCGUCUGGAGUGGCGACAUUGCCUCCAGCUGGUCAUCUUUCCGCAAUCAGCUUGCCGCAGGACUAAACAUGGGGAUGGCAGGUAUACCCUGGUGGACGACAGAUAUUGGCGGCUUCCAUGGCGGCAAUCCUGACGAGCCAGAGUUCCGCGAGCUUUUCACACGCUGGUUUCAAUGGGGUACUUUCUGCCCCGUCAUGCGUCUUCAUGGUGAUCGCGAGCCGAAACCUGUCAAUGGCUCAGGUACCGCGCCUGGAGCUCCGAACGAGAUCUGGUCAUACGGCGAUGAGAUCUACGAGAUUUGUAAGAACUAUAUCAAGAUCCGCGAGCGGCUACGUGAGUACACUAGGGACCUCAUGACAGAGGCACACGAGAAGGGUACCCCUGUCAUACGACCACUGUUCUUUGAAUUCCCGAAAGACAAGAAGUCUUGGCAGAUCGAGCAGCAGUAUAUGUAUGGCCACAAGUAUCUUGUUGCGCCAGUAUUGGAGGCGAAGCAGAGGAAGAUGACGGUCUAUCUUCCAAGUGGAGCCAGCUGGAAAGCAUGGGAUGGCGGCAAGAUAUAUGAUGGAGGCCACGAAAUUGAGGUCGACUGUCCGAUCGAAAGUAUGCCGGUUUUCGAGCGCCAGUAG
Messenger RNA from Recurvomyces mirabilis, 1998 nucleotides. RefSeq lists its product as uncharacterized. NCBI's taxonomy places the organism in Eukaryota, Fungi, Ascomycota, Dothideomycetes, Mycosphaerellales, Teratosphaeriaceae. Bases 1 to 1998 code for a protein of 665 amino acids. Gene Ontology annotation, molecular function: hydrolase activity, hydrolyzing O-glycosyl compounds; carbohydrate binding. The transcript has a single exon. The record is from RefSeq and is a predicted model, not a curated record. Gene Ontology annotation, biological process: carbohydrate metabolic process.